This is a messenger RNA of Aspergillus pseudoviridinutans, 1368 nucleotides long. Its product is annotated as cytochrome P450. NCBI's taxonomy places the organism in Eukaryota, Fungi, Ascomycota, Eurotiomycetes, Eurotiales, Aspergillaceae. The coding region runs from base 1 to 1368 and encodes 455 amino acids. Gene Ontology annotation, molecular function: oxidoreductase activity, acting on paired donors, with incorporation or reduction of molecular oxygen; heme binding; iron ion binding. The record is from RefSeq and is a predicted model, not a curated record. The transcript has 3 exons.
AUGCCGAACCCGGGUCUCAUUAGGUUCAAAGAGUUUAGCAGUCGACCAAAUUUGAUUGUUACCUCUCCCGAAGCACUCGUUGAGGUGCUGAGCACGCGCGCGAAUGAUUAUGUGAAGCCGGAUGGUCUUCGAAAUUUCGUUGCCAGAAUCCUAGGAUUCGGUCUGCUUCUAUCGGAGGGAGAUGUUCAUAAAGUUCAACGGAGAGCGUCGCAAGGGUUCUUCAAGCCACAGGUGCUUCGGUUAACAUAUCCUGUGCUCUGGGAGAAGGCCAAAGAGAUGGUGCGGAGCCUAGAGCAGGGUAUCGAAGAACAAAGCAAGCAGACAAAGUCUAUGGGGAAUGCAGGCAACUUUUUACUGAGCGAAUUGUCAAGAGAUAUUACUAUGGACUUUAUCGGCCUCAGCACUAUGGGACACGACUUAAAGUCGUUCGAAGACAAUCCGGAUAAGGUAGUCGAUAACUUCUCCGAACUCACCGACCCGAGUCUAUUACAGAUGGUCUUCCUUGUACUAUCAGUGAAGGUUCCUGAGUGGAUGACGGACCCAUUUCGUUGGGCUCUAGACCCAUCUAGGCUGACGGCGAAAAGAGCCCUCCGGACAUUCGGUGAGAGGAUGGUAAAGGAACGAAAGGCGUUGCUGGCGCUGAAUCCUCAGGCUAGCAGAGGUAAUCUGCUGGAUGUCUUGAUUGGACAGGGCAUCUUUUCGGAUGAAGAACUCGCUGAUCAGCUCGUGACGAUUCUGGGGGCAGGGCAUGACACUUCUGCCAGUACCCUCGUGUGGUGCUGCUACGAACUGUGUCGAAGGCCCGACAUCCAGCAGCAACUUCGUACUGAAAUCCGUGGUGCUAUUCCCUCCUUGCUCGACACAGAUGCAGCAUCCUGGAAGACAUUGGAGUCGAUGCCACUCCUCAACGCUAUCAUCCAUGAAGUCUUACGCCUCCACCCCUCCGUUCCCAUGUUCACCCGUGAGGCAAUCAAGGACACUUCUAUUUUGAACUACCCGAUUCCCAAAGGGACUCGCGUUGUGAUCUGUCCCCGUGCGCUCAAUAGGCUUCCCGAAUUCUGGGGAGAGGAUGCUGACAAAUUUGUACCUGAUCGCUGGAUCGACACUGAUGAAUCUGGGGAGAGAACUCUGAAUGGUCUUGGUGGCGCGCCUACCAAAUAUGCCCAUAUCACAUUUUCCCACGGUAACCGAUCAUGUAUCGGUAAGCCGAUAGCAUUUAUCCAGGUUCGAUGCGCUUUAGCGGCGAUUUUUGGUCGCUUUAACGUUGAACUGGUAGAUGAAGAAAUACCCUACCAGCCGCCUAGUUUUAUUACCAUGAAGCCACUCGAGAGCGUGCCCUUCCGGUUAACCAAGGUGGAGGGGUGGUGA